Molecule: messenger RNA, 1302 nt
Organism: Rotaria socialis
Lineage: Eukaryota; Metazoa; Rotifera; Eurotatoria; Philodinida; Philodinidae
Source: the annotation of a GenBank genome assembly
AUGUCUAAUCCUGUAAUAGUAGUACAACCUUCUAUUUUACCCGUAAAUCAAUUAUUACACGAAAAAUGUAAUUCGCCAGAUUUUUUAACAAAUAACAUAUGGAAAGUAGCAUUUUCACCAUGCUCACAAUAUUUGGCUAUACCAAAACAAGAUAUUGAUGGUCAACAUUGUGUUCUUGUCGUCUAUUGUUCUGAUUGGCAUGCAAAAAAUGUCACUGAAAGUACUAUGCGUAUACACAAUCAGUUCAAUUGUACAGCUGCAAUAUGGUCAUUAGCAUUCGGUCAGAGAACAUCAAAAUCAAAUCUACCCAUAGACCUACGUCUAUUUGAUACGAGCACUUUAUCAACAUCAAUAGCACGACGUGGAUCACUUGAUCGACGUUCAAGCUUAUCUGUAGUUAAUCGUCGAUAUGAUUUUAGUAAAAACUUAUUUCUUGCUGCUGGUCUAGCCAGUGGGAAAAUCGAAAUUUGGAAUAUUGAUACUGGUGAAUUAAUAUUAGUACUUAAAGAUCAUCAAUUAACUGUAUGUGGACUAGAUUUUACAUCAUGUACGAUGCAAUUAGCAUCAUGUUCAUAUGAUACAACUAUUAAAUUAUGGGAUCUAUUUGAUGAUGGUAAUAUGUAUAAAACAUUAAAUGAAUGGACUCAUGCCAUCAAUACAGUAAAAUGGUCACCAGAUGAAACGAUUCUAUGUGCAGUGGGACCAUAUGAAUUAGUUGUUUUAUUUAAUACGACAACAUGGAAAGAACUAUUUCGACUAGAUGGACAUUUACAUACUGUUGUUGAUUGUGCAUUUUCAUCAGAUAGCGCAUUUUUAGUAACUGCUUCUUAUGAUACACGCGUUUUAAUGUGGUCGACAACAACAGGCGAAAUUCUAAAAGGAUUCGCACAUAAAAUUCCAAAACCAUUAAAAAUCUAUGCUGGCGGUGAUAACGGUGCAUUUGUUCGAUCUGUUGCUAUUACAAAGUCUAAUCAGUUUUUAAUUACUGCAUGUGAUGAUAACAAAGUACGCUGGUUUCCUUUACUCUCCGAUCAAUCUUCAAAUAUGAUAUAUGAACAAACAGAACCCAAUGUUCUUCAUGUUGCAACCACGCCUAACGGCAACACUAUGGCCGUCAGUAAUCGUAAUGGUGAAGUUCAUCUGUUUUCAACUCUCUCCACAAUAUCUACGAAUCAACCAUUAUCAUUGAAAUGUUUUUGUCGAUCAGCAAUAAACACUUAUUCUGGGGUCAAACGAAAAGAUCUUUUGAACUUACCAAUAAUGCGUCCAUUGAUUAAUUAUGUUUUAUAUAAAGAUAUAUGA